ACCUAUUGGCGCGUGUGUGAAGCGCCUGUCCCAAGGUUGUCGCCUGGUGGCGACGCAGAUUCCAGGCCGCGGUACAUUCGUUUAAGAGACCAGUCACCCCUUCUGCACAAUCGAAUCUAUGUCAACAACGUCAACAACGCCCCUCGACCACACACGAUACUCGUCGCCAACAGAAUACCUUGCCCGACACUGCCCACCAUGGCCAUCGAAAAAGCCUUGCACGUCUCCCUGCCAGACGAAAUCAACACAGCGACUCGGAGCCUGCAUACAGAGCUUAACCGCUUGAUAACCUCGCGCCUUGCCUUUGCUCUACCACCGCUCGCUCCCGACCCUACUCCUUACAGAACAGGUCUCCUCCAUUUCGCCCAUAUCUUCCUGACUUUCGAGUCGUUAUGGGCCGACCUCCUCCCUCCCACUUCCCCAGGCCCUACAGGCUCCCCACCUAUAUCCCCGCUUUUAUCGUUUCUCCUCGUGAACCCAUAUGCAGAGCCUGAGCUGUUUACAUCACCACCCUCGCCUCAGAUACUAGAAUUCCUGCAGACGUUGCGACCAAAAGGGCUGUCUCGAUCUGCAAGGUUAAAAAGAGACUUGGAAUACUUGACUGGGCUGCAUCCCACGGAUUUCGACGUCAUGCUUUCGCAGUAUCCAGGAGAACAAGUGGCUGAGUUCUGUGCGCACAUCCGGAGGCGAGCUGGCAGCAAGCCGCAUACUCUGGUCGCGUACGCCUGGUGUUUUUAUAUGGCUGUCUUUUCCGGUGGACGCUGGAUUCGAGGCGAACUGCUGAAAGCAGGAAAUGAUUUCUGGACACAUGGACGGGAGAUGGCAGAAAAGUACCCUGAUGAGAAAGGCCGACUCCAAGAUGCUGGCCUCUCAUUUUGGUCCUUCCCAGGCGAGCAUGACGGACUCGACAUCAAAGAAGCAUUCAAGAGUCACCUGACAUCUGCCGAAGCCCUGUUUACCGCGGAAGAACGAAUGGACAUUGUGGAAGAGGCCAAAAUCAUUUUCCGACUCAGUGCCAACCUUGUCCACGAGCUUGAUCAGCAGCUGGAGACCGACUUGACUCAGAUCAGGCAUACAACUGCAGCGCAGCACCCCACCGAUCACGGGGCAAAGUUGGAUGACAAGGUAGUCUCAUCAGACAGACCUGUGGCUCGGAGCACGUGGUUGCACCAGCGGGAGGUCUCCGGGAUGGUUUUGGUCAUCUUGGCAUUAAGCUGUCUGGCAUACGUUACUCAUCUGCGGUCGGCGUACUGA
Messenger RNA from Periconia digitata, 1254 nucleotides. NCBI's taxonomy places the organism in Eukaryota, Fungi, Ascomycota, Dothideomycetes, Pleosporales, Periconiaceae. The record is from the annotation of a GenBank genome assembly.